Thecamonas trahens ATCC 50062 is the source of this 1131-nucleotide messenger RNA. RefSeq lists its product as uncharacterized. Bases 1 to 1131 code for a protein of 376 amino acids. The record is from RefSeq and is a predicted model, not a curated record. Lineage: Eukaryota; Apusomonadida; Apusomonadidae. The transcript is spliced from 2 exons.
AUGGCCGCACAGCCCAACGUUAACCCUCUCGAGGCAGACACUGGGCAGAAGAAGGGGAGCAAGCAGCCGCUGCGUGCAUUCUCCAAGUGCAUCCUUCCCAUCGCCAGCGACAGUGCCGUGUGGACCGAUGCCAGGGCCAGGUUGCUGAGACUUGUCCGCGACUACUCUAACAACGAGGACAACAUUGCACCACACGGCGUUGCCUCUGUCUUGCGGGACAUGCUGGACUACAACGCAGAGCACAAGAUCAUUUCGCGACACAUGGCCAACUCUGCUGCGGCUCUUGUCGACGACGCCCUCGUCCUGGCGGUCCUCAACGUCGCCUGCCGUCCACGCCCGGGCAAGCUCAACUCGAAGCAGGUGGCUGAGUGUACUCGGUUUGCUGAUGCCGGCGUUGUUCAUGGCCCUACCUUUGUGUCGAUCUUUUGUGAGCGAGUCCAUCGCUGGACCACGCAGCGGUCGAACCGCCUCGCGCGCAAGCGACGCUGCACGCCCGAGCAGAUCGAGGCUUUCGACUUUGCCACGAUCCACACUCUCAACGCUGACACCAACAAGAUCAAGGCCUUCUUUGCCCCGUUUGCUUCCCACCUGGACGGUAGCGGCGGCAGCGACGGCAGCGCGAGCAGCGACGGCAGCGCGAGCAGCGACGGCAGCGCGAGCAGCGACGGCAGCGACGGCAGCGACGGCAGCGACGGCAGCGACGGCAGCGCGAGCAGCGACGGCAGCGACGGCAGCCACGGCAGCGACGGCAGCGACGGCAGCGCCAGCAGCCACGAUGACGACGCAGCUGGCAACACCAGUGGCUCGGACUUCUCCUGGCCCUUGGGCGAGACGGACGACACCUACUCGGGCGAGAGCGAGGGCGAUGGCUGUAACUUGUUCACAAACGACGCCGAUGGCUCGGUGGCUCACAUGGACCAGAGCGAUGAUGGUGCUGAUUCUUUCGCACUCGAGGUACAGGACAACACCAACGCCAUGCCCAGCUUCGGCUUGGAUCUUCACGGUGGGUCCAACUCGAACCUCUAUGGCUUGGACGCCUGCUACACAUACCUGCCGCUCGAUGUUGCCAGUGAUGCACCUGACCCCACGCCGCCUGCCUCGUCGAUCAACCUCGCCGCCUGCUUCCUGUAG